AUGACUGCUCCAACAUCAACAACAACAACCACCACAACAAAGACUACUACAACAACAACAACAACUACUACUACUACAACAUCAUCAACAACAACCACUACUACUACAACAACAACUACUACAACAACAACAACAACAAAGACUACUACAACAACAACAACAACAGUGUCUUCAUCGAGUUCAUCAUUUGUGACAACCUAUAGUACGGUUUCAACAGGUGUUCGAAUGAGUCUUGAUACUGGUCUUAUUCUUUUAUUUAUUAGCGCCUUUAUAUUCUUAUAUUGA
Adineta steineri is the source of this 285-nucleotide messenger RNA. Lineage: Eukaryota; Metazoa; Rotifera; Eurotatoria; Adinetida; Adinetidae. The record is from the annotation of a GenBank genome assembly.